AUGGACCACUUCACCUUGGAAUUCGAUGAUGAACAGGGUCCCUCACAACCCUCCAACCCGUCAUAUCUGCCCGCCUUUUCCAAUGGCAAUUAUGCCUUCGGCGCAAUGCUACCCCAGGAUGCAGAUCUGCCUCUCCAGAACUUUGCACGAUCACAGCCUUCGGAUCUGGAACGGACUAAUGUCAUUCCCACAUAUGGGAUUCCGAGCUCGGGGAUCUCAAUGCCAUUGAAUAUGGACGCCACCGAUGCCUAUGCCUACGAUAUCCCAACCACAUACCUGGCUACCACCAUAGGGAUGCCUCCGCAUAUCGAUCAUUCGCAGAUUCAACCUACAUACCCGUCCUUCCCCUCCAUGACUGUACCCCGUUAUUCUCAGCAGCUCGCCCCGCCAGCCCGCAAGGAACUAUACGAUAGCACAGACUCGACAGCCAAUUUCGAGGAUUCCGACUUUUCAGAUCGCACCAGCGACUGGUCACACUUGCACCCGCAGGUGCAGGUACAGCGGGCUCAGCAACAACCUCCGGAGCGCCGCCUGCCUGCCCAGCCGUACCGUGUAUCGCAACCGGUGCCUAUUCAGCCCAAGAAGCCCGUGACUGCCAAAAAGGAUAUCUCGCCGGGGCUCGAAAAGCCCGAGAUUGGCAAAACUGAACAUACCGGCAUCUAUUCGACGACUGGCUUUGACGUGCUGGGGGCGUUGGGCCGUGUGGCUAUGCGGCCCAACCCUAAAAUUAACAUUGGUGCGGUUGAUCUCUCAUGCGCCUUUGUGAUGUGUGAUAUCUUGGCCGAGGAUCAUCCAAUCGUCUAUGUAUCAGAGGCCUUUGAACGAUUGACUGGGUAUACUAAAGAUGAAAUCGUUGGCCGGAACUGUCGAUUCCUCCAAGCGCCCGACGGGAAGAUCAACGCCGGCGCCAAACGCACCUUUGUGGAUGGACAGACUGUCUAUCGGCUCCGGUCAACCAUCGACGAUCGCAGUGAGAUCCAGGCCAGUAUAAUCAAUUACCGCAAGGGUGGACAACCCUUCAUGAACCUCAUCACGAUGAUCCCCAUCCAGUGGGAUUCGGAUGUGUGUCGGUACUACGUCGGGUUCCAGGUCGAUCUGGUUGAAAAGCCCGAUGCGGUGAGGGGAAGAAAUCCUGAUGGUAAUUAUAACAUUAACUAUCGGCGCGAUCAGCUGCCACAGUAUAUAGUCCCACCACCAGAUUUAUACUCCUCACGACCAGACCUCGGGUUACGAUAUGGCCAUGACGAAGUGACUACCAUUCUCAACGCCAUGGGUGCGGCUGGCAAUGAUGUCAACCGCCACUACCUGGAUCGCAUCCUGGUUGAGAACACCGACGAUGUCAUCCAUGUGUUUUCAUUCAACGGUGAAUUCUUGUAUCUGUCGCCCUCUUGCCACAAGAUUCUAGAGUACGACCCGGUUGAGCUGAUCGGCAAACCCCUAUCCACCAUCUGCCAUCCCAGUGAUAUUGGUCCUGUAAUCCGCGACUUGCGGGCGAGCACGACAACAGCUCCAAUGAGUGUUGUGUAUCGUAUCAGACAAAAGCACAGAGGAUAUAUGUGGUUCGAGAGUCACGGCGCGUGGCACAUCAGCCCGACCCAGGGCCGGAGGCAUCUUGUCAUGACCGGCCGCCCACGACCCGUCUACACCUUGGAUCAGAUUGCCCGCCUGGGCUCAUCUACGGCGCUGGCCGAGAAUGAUGUCUGGGCCAAGAUUUCUUUGUCUGGUGUCAUUCUGUUCGUUACGACCAAGGUGAAACCGGUGCUCGGUCGCUCGCCUGACGAUCUGAUUGGUAAAGGCCUACAGGAGAUCAUGGAGCCCGAGACUGGUGGCAUUGCUACGAUUACGCAAGCCCUGGAGGCAGCCCGUCAUGGACAAGGAGCUGGCAUGGCCACCACUACGAGCGGCAAAGAAACGGAUGAACCAUCCUCAUUCAAACACCAGAUGUGGCAUAAGAAAGGCCAUGCCAUUUUAGCACAUACCACACUGUACGCCGGCGAUGCAGAGAAGGGAAUCAAACCGACCUUCCUCGUCGCCCAGAUCCGAUUUGCUCGAUCCUUCCCUCCAUCCGCCACCGCCAUCUCAGCCACCGAAGACAAAAGUCUCGGUGCGCUUACCGGCACCGCACGCAAUGCAACGCUCACCGUCGAUGAUCCCGCACCGUCCCGCCAGUACGGCGCCCUUGGUCAACGCAUGCCAGACCUAUCAACCCUCAUCGGCCUCAACGGUCUGCCCACUGGCAACCGCAGCAUUUCACCCUAUGGUAACCCAGAUACCUUCUUUACAGAGCUCAAUCCCACCCGCGGAUCAAGCUGGCAGAUCGAGCUACGCGAGCUAGAGAAGCAGAACCGCACUCUGGCCGAUGAAUUGCAACGCCUGCUGGCUCGCCGUAGGAAGCGUAAGCGCAAGCAGAGCGCUAUGGCAGUCGAGAAGUUUUGCGCCAUGUGUAGCACCAAGAACACCCCCGAGUGGCGGCGUGGUCCGAGUGGGAACCGGGAUCUUUGCAAUAGCUGCGGUCUGCGGUGGGCGAAGCAAGUCCGUGGCCAGGCGCAGGCGCAGGCCGCGGUCUCUUCUGCUACCGUUGACUGA
Penicillium robsamsonii is the source of this 2586-nucleotide messenger RNA. RefSeq lists its product as uncharacterized. Gene Ontology annotation, biological process: regulation of DNA-templated transcription. The transcript is spliced from 4 exons. Gene Ontology annotation, molecular function: sequence-specific DNA binding; zinc ion binding; protein binding. The coding region runs from base 1 to 2586 and encodes 861 amino acids. The record is from RefSeq and is a predicted model, not a curated record. Gene Ontology annotation, cellular component: nucleus. NCBI's taxonomy places the organism in Eukaryota, Fungi, Ascomycota, Eurotiomycetes, Eurotiales, Aspergillaceae.